This is a messenger RNA of Myripristis murdjan (pinecone soldierfish), 3027 nucleotides long. It is a transcript of the gene il20ra, whose product is annotated as interleukin 20 receptor, alpha. Bases 285 to 2255 code for a protein of 656 amino acids. The transcript has 7 exons. NCBI's taxonomy places the organism in Eukaryota, Metazoa, Chordata, Actinopteri, Holocentriformes, Holocentridae. Gene Ontology annotation, cellular component: plasma membrane. The record is from RefSeq and is a predicted model, not a curated record. Gene Ontology annotation, biological process: cytokine-mediated signaling pathway. Gene Ontology annotation, molecular function: cytokine receptor activity; protein binding.
ACUUGGUGUAGUUUUCCCCUUGAUAAAUUAUUUACCGCACCGUUUUCCUGAUAGACUGCACCUGAGCACUUUGCCUCCUCCAGCCCGUCAGAGGAAAGUUAAGUAUUUUAAGUCGCCUUCUCACUCUGGGAAGCAGCAGAAAUGCACAGACCUGAAAGGCGAGUAGGUGCUUAGAAAAUGUGACAAAGCCCGCAGAGGCGAAAGCCCCCUGGAGGAUUAGAGGAACUGCCGUGGUCUCGGGUGGAAAUGUUGCUGUUUAUGGAGAAACUGUGAGCAGACCGGAGAUGCGGAUUACUAUAACCAUUCUGUACCUCGGAGCUCUAAACUACACAGUCUUCUCCUCUCCUCCAAGCCCAGUCAAUGUCAUCUUCUCCUCCCUGAACCUGAGGAAUGUGCUGCACUGGCAUCCUGGCAAUGACACGUCACAAAACACACACUACACAGUGCAGUAUGCCAUCUACGGGGACAGGGUGGAGGACGGAGGGAGACGGGUGCGCUGGAGACCUGUGCUGCAUUGUACAGAUACGACGCGGAGCUCGUGCGAUCUGACCAAUGAGACGUGGGAUCUGGAGCAGGGCUACUACGCCAGGGUUCGAGCCAGAGGGAGCAGAGGAUCCUCCAAAUGGACGGUGACACAGAGAAGAUUCGAACCGAAGGCUGACACGAGUUUUGGCCCUCCGCUGGUUUCUGUGGUGAUCGAGGAGGACAGCGCCAUCAUCAGUCUGAAGGGGCCCUUGAGAUAUCAGCCUGACAACCAUACCCCAGAGGUUUCCAUGGCAACGCUUUACCCCCAGAUGACCUAUAACCUUUCUGUCCACAACGCCCGUCAAAACCAGACACGUUAUUUCCCAGUGGAUUCCAGUCAGUUCAGGUAUCGUCUGUUGGAGUAUGACACAGAGUAUUGCUUCUCUGCCAAGGCAAGAUUCCUCUCCAUGCCCGCUUCAUGCCACCGCUCAGCUUGGCACUGCAUCACCACGGCACCAGACCCUGUGGUUGGCCAGCUGCAGAGGGUGAUUUUGGGUAUUGUGAUUCCGUCAGUGUGCAUGUGUAUGCUGGUGGUGGCCGGCUACCUGCUGUGUCACUCACUGAGGGGGAACGGACACAAAAGGCCGCAUAUACUGGACCUGUCUCCAAUCCACUCGACUCCUUUGACUUUCUGUCCGGAGAAUCUCAACAUCAUCCUCAUCCCUGUUAUCAACAGCAAGCUCUCAUCAGUCACCAAAAAUAAUCACACAUGUCCCAAGCCACAGGAGCCAAUCCCAGUUCUCCCACACUUUCCGAGCUAUGCCCGCCAGAUGCCCAUCUUCCCGGAGCCUGAGGAACUCUGGGAAAACGAGUCUUUGGACUAUGGAUUUGCUGCAGCAGCUUCUGAGCUUAACGAGGAAGGAGGGAGAACACAGAUGAGUGAUGGAGGGGGAGACAGGGAUCAUUUGGUUAGUGGAGAACGCAGGGAAGAUGAAGUGAGAGACAGCUGUGAGAGAGGGGAGAGUGAUCACUCCACUAAAGCUGAUGCUCCCUCCCUAAACCCAUACAAAAGACAAAAGACGGCGCACACAUUUGUACAAGCACACUCAUGGUCGCAUGUACAAACAUUUAUUCCACCUCAAACCCCUUUUCAAGGGCGGAUAGAGGGACAGACAGAGGGAGGGGAGGACGAUUCAGUGAAUGCACGUUUAAGUAUAAAGAUAGACCCCCAUACCGGCCUCCUCCAUUUUCCUUUGCAUUCACAAACACAGAAGGAGGGAGGGACGAAGGGGAGAACAGACGGGGUGAUAGUUGAAAAGGUGGAAGAAGAAAUGGAAAGAGAGCAGGUACCCCUCCUUUCUCCUCAGGACCAACAGCACACUGAGGCCCUGCCCCCCUCCUGCGCAGGCCAGUUGAGGUACUUUUCCAAUGACUGUGCUUUUCUGAGAGUGGCUACAGAGCAGGAUACGGAGGAAAUGGAGCUGGAGGGAAGCAGCUUUGUUAAUUGGGAUCCCGAGACCAGGAAGCUUGUGUUGCCAGAAAUGGAGAGAGAGAUAAUGAGGGAGGGAGGGUUGAUACAGGGAGAGGAGAUGCAGGAGUGUGGGAUGAAUGGAGGGGAGGAAGAGGAGGAGGAGGAGCAGCAGGGGCCGAGGCUGGAGAGUGUGCUCGUGAGGCAGGUUUCCGCGGAAGUGGAAGAGGCACAGAGAGGAAUGGAGACAAAGAGGGAAACCGGGUGGCAGGCAGGCAACAUGCUGACCAGCUGGGAGGUAGUGAUCAAGAUGGACCAGUAGGCGACAUCAACUGACAUUUUCUACAUUAAGAAAAGACAGAAAAUGCUCUCCCUCCAAAGUCAUCCACCUUUGUGUUUUCUAAGAAAUGCAUAAUGACCAGAUAUGUAGAUGACAUACAACACGCUGUGAUCAUGGACCCCUAGGGGAAGAAGUUGUGAUAAAGUGAUAGCUACUCACAUGACAAUUACAAAGACAACAGGAUUACAUUCAUACCUCUGAAUUUUGUUUCUUUAUUACUAUUUUUGAAUUAUAGUUUAUGUGUACAUUACCAAAUCACACUGUAAGGAUUAAAUCACACCACUAGAAACUCUGAAGGAAAUUAUCUGAAGUUAGAGCAAUAGGAAAAGUGUUCACUGCCCUAUAUGCAGUAUAUUGACAUUAGAUUGAUGCAUUAAUGUGUAUUUGUAUAGCACUUAUCAAAACCAGUGUUACAAAGACUACAUAAAACAAUAUAACACACAAAAAAUAAAGAUCAAGUAACAAGAAUAAAAUGGGCAGGCAGAUGAAUUAAAAUACUGGGAAUAAAAUAUACAUGAGAGACGAGCGAAACUAAAAACAGACCGCAAGGUUUUAAGUGCAGAGUCAAAACAAAAAUGAGUACAAUGCACUGAAAUUCAAAAGUAAAAAUUACUUUUAAAAAGCCUCUCAAUAAAAAUAAGAUUUGAAAAGUGAUUUUAAAAAAAUGUCAGUAAAACUAAAAAAGUAAGUUUGUGCUUGAUAUGAAGUAAAGGUGUUCUGAGAGAGCAUCCUAUGACAAGUAUUUGUACUGGUG